AUGGACCAACGCUCACAAGCCACAUUAUGCACCCUCCGAAGCGCCACACAUGCCAGCACUAUUGCAACCGUGGACAACAUUGAGGCUAUUUUAGCAAAUGAUGAAAAGGUCAGGGUCGCAGGAGUUGAUGCCGACGGUAUCCUUCGAGGCAAGAUCAUGGACAAGGAGAAGUUCUUGUCCUGUAUUACCGGCGGAUUCGGCAUGAGUUCUGCCAUCUUUGCCUGGGAUAUCCACGAUGUUUUAUUCACGACAGAGACGAAGAUCGCAACAAGCGAAGAUGGAUUUGCCGAUUUUGUUGCUUUCCCCGACCUUUCAUCCUUCCGGAGACUCCCUACAGAAGACGACAUCCCUUUCUUUCUUUUGAGCUUUGCUACACCCUCAGAAGACGGAUAUGGAUUGCCACAGGGCAGACAAAACCUGUCUACGUUCUUGGAGAAAAAUACACCUUCGGCCUUGCGUCCUCUUACUGGCGGCAUGUUUGGCUACAGCACAUCACGUCCGAUAGCCUCGAAGAAGUACUUCCAUGAGAUAUUUGACUUUAGCAAGAAGGCAAACUGCGGGUUGGAAGGCUGGCAUACGGAAAGCGGCCCCGGCGUCUACGAGGCUAACAUCUUCGCUCGGUCGGGUCCCCCCGAUCAAACAGCCGCAUGGCCAGACAUCGCACAGCUAUCUGACGUUGGUAGAUAUUUCCUGGCCGGGAUUCUCGUAGCUCUGCCAGAUAUCAUGCCUCUUUUAGCACCGUCGAUCAACUCUUACAAGCGCUUGGUGGAGAACUUCUGGGCCCCCGUAGAUAUCAGCUGGGGCCUCGAAGACCGCCUUGCCAGUGUGCGCCUAAUUGCGCCUCCGGUAUGCAAACCAGCGGCGACAAGAUUUGAAGUGCGCAUCCCAGGAGCCGAUCUGCAUCCCCAUUACGCUCUGACGGCGAUCGUGGCUGCGGGCUGGCGAGGUGUUAUGAAGAAGCUGGACAUACCCAUCCCGCCCGCGAAGAUCCAACGCAAAGACACAAAGCCUGAGUUGCUUCCUGACUCGCUCCUUGAGGCAACACACAGAUUCAAGGCACCUGAUAGUUUGGCCAGAGAGAUCCUUGGGGACGAUUUUGUGGACCUUUCCUGCUACGAGAGAACAUGA
This is a messenger RNA of Colletotrichum chrysophilum, 1128 nucleotides long. RefSeq lists its product as uncharacterized. The transcript is spliced from 3 exons. Bases 1 to 1128 code for a protein of 375 amino acids. The record is from RefSeq and is a predicted model, not a curated record. NCBI's taxonomy places the organism in Eukaryota, Fungi, Ascomycota, Sordariomycetes, Glomerellales, Glomerellaceae. Gene Ontology annotation, molecular function: glutamine synthetase activity.